Messenger RNA from Malania oleifera, 965 nucleotides. Its product is annotated as ras-related protein Rab7. Gene Ontology annotation, molecular function: GTPase activity; GTP binding. Gene Ontology annotation, cellular component: vacuolar membrane. The transcript is spliced from 8 exons. NCBI's taxonomy places the organism in Eukaryota, Viridiplantae, Streptophyta, Magnoliopsida, Santalales, Ximeniaceae. Bases 182 to 799 code for a protein of 205 amino acids. The record is from RefSeq and is a predicted model, not a curated record.
AGAUCCAAAUUGGCGCCCCUUUUCUCCUGCUCUGAUUCUCUCGCUCUCUCUCUAUCCAUCCUGCUCUUUAAGACGGUUCGAGAAAUCGUUGAAAAGAAAAGCUUUCGUCCCAAUCCCAUCAUUGCUCGCAUAAAGCAAAAGGGUGGGAUUAUUUGAAAGCUCGUAAGCUUUUUCUUUCGCCAUGUCUCUGCGUCGGAGAACCUUGCUCAAGGUUAUCGUUCUCGGCGACAGCGGGGUCGGUAAAACUUCCUUGAUGAAUCAGUAUGUGCAUAAAAAGUUCAGUCAACAAUACAAAGCUACAAUUGGUGCCGAUUUUGUCACUAAGGAACUCCAAAUUGAUGACAGGCUCGUCACUCUACAAAUAUGGGACACAGCUGGGCAGGAGAGGUUUCAGAGUCUUGGUGUUGCAUUUUAUAGAGGAGCAGAUUGCUGCGUUCUAGCCUAUGAUGUCAAUGUAAUGAAAUCAUUUGAUACUCUGGAUACUUGGCACGAAGAGUUUCUCAAACAGGCGAACCCCCCUGACCCCAAGACAUUUCCAUUUAUAUUGCUAGGGAACAAGAUCGAUAUAGACGGUGGAAACAGCAGAGUCGUUUCUGAGAAGAAAGCAAAGGACUGGUGCGCUUCAAAUGGGAACAUGCCUUACUUUGAAACAUCAGCAAAAGAGGAUUAUAAUGUGGAUGAUGCAUUCAUCUGCAUUGCAAAAACUGCUCUAGCCAGUGAGCAUGAGCAAGACAUAUAUUUUCAAGGCAUACCUGAGGGUGUGGCUGAAUCUGAGCAGAGAGGUGGCUGUGCGUGCUGAUUUCAGAUGGGGUGUGCUACAUCAAGAUGGGUUUGAGAUUUUGAUCUAUUGCCAUUCUAGGAGUAGUCUCUUUUUUGUUAGCUUUUGUAGAAACUCAUACUAGAUUGAUUUACUGUAACUUGCUUAGAAAUUUGAUCAGCAAUUGAAUGAUCUUAUGGUGGUGAAA